GACAGGAUGCGAAACCAAUCGCGGUGAGGCUUUGCGCCCCUGGCGCGAGUAGAAAUUUUGCCGGGCUCAAUGGGUCUCGAAGGGCCUUUUCGGAGUGAGAUUGCCAGUGUUUGCGGGUGGUUGUUGCGCUCGGGGUUGUGUGGAGUAGGUCUGGACCUGAACUCACGACUGCUUGGAGCGUCCGCCAUGAGGAGAAGUGAGGUGCUGGCGGAGGAGUCCAUAGUAUGUCUGCAGAAAGCCCUAAAUCACCUUCGGGAAAUAUGGGAGCUAAUUGGGAUUCCAGAGGACCAGCGGUUACAAAGAGCUGAGGUGGUAAAGAAGCAUAUCAAGGAACUCCUGGAUAUGAUGAUUGCUGAAGAGGAAAGCCUGAAGGAAAGACUCAUCAAAAGCAUAUCCGUCUGUCAAAAAGAGCUGAACACUCUGUGCACCGAGUUGCGCGUCGAGCCAUUUCAGGUCCGUGGCGCCCACAGGGUCUGUAGGGAAACUGCAGGGCCUGAGAUUUAGGAAGCAGCAUUGACUUGGGCCUGUAGCUGAUGAGAGGCUUCCUGGUGGGGGUGGAGCUAGACAUGAGAAAUGGGGAAACAUGGUGCAACAUUAAUUAGGCCCUGCAGAGGAAUUCUCGCCUCUGUGGAGAGCUGCC
Molecule: messenger RNA, 640 nt
Organism: Sapajus apella (tufted capuchin)
Lineage: Eukaryota; Metazoa; Chordata; Mammalia; Primates; Cebidae
Product: protein regulator of cytokinesis 1-like
Exons: 3
Coding region: 70-504 (144 amino acids)
Source: RefSeq, a predicted model, not a curated record